Messenger RNA from Thalassophryne amazonica, 1496 nucleotides. Its product is annotated as homeodomain-interacting protein kinase 2-like. Gene Ontology annotation, molecular function: transcription corepressor activity; ATP binding; transcription coactivator activity. The coding region runs from base 18 to 1496 and encodes 492 amino acids. NCBI's taxonomy places the organism in Eukaryota, Metazoa, Chordata, Actinopteri, Batrachoidiformes, Batrachoididae. Gene Ontology annotation, biological process: peptidyl-serine phosphorylation; positive regulation of transcription by RNA polymerase II; peptidyl-threonine phosphorylation. The record is from RefSeq and is a predicted model, not a curated record. Gene Ontology annotation, cellular component: cytoplasm; PML body; nucleus. The transcript has a single exon.
UUUGAAGGGGAAAAAAAAUGGGCUCUAACAACAACAAAACUAAUAUCCAGACUGAGAAGUACUUGUUUGGGGACAUGUUAGGAAGAGGAAAAUUUGGCCUAGUGUUCAAGUGUACUGACAAGAAGAAUGGAACUCCAAGAGCCAUCAAGAUUCAAACCAUUGAAAAUGGGAAACGUGAAGUGCGCAUGAUGCAGCUGAUCCAAAACCUUGACAAACACAAUGUGAUCAAGUUCUAUGAGACAUUCCAAGAUGAUCCACAUGUCCACAUUGUAUUAGAGUUGCUGGAUGAGAGUCUUGAUACCUUUCUGAAGAAGAAUCGUUGUCUCACCCUAAUACAAAUAAGGCCUAUCUUGAAACAGAUUCUUGUGGCCUUAAAGGCCUUAAAUGAAGUUGGCAUAAUUCACACUGACAUAAAACCGAGCAAUAUUAUGCUGGUAAACCAUGAAAACCAACCAUUCAGAGUCAAAUUAAUUGACUUUGGUGUGGCUUUACUUAAAUCGGAUGUAAAGGCUGGCAUACAGGUUCAACCUCCAUGUCUGAGGGCUCCAGAAGUGAUCUUAGGCCUCAAAUUUACAGAGGCCAUUGAUAUGUGGUCACUAGGAUUGACGUCAGCAUGCUUGUUACUGGGACAUCACCUGUACCGUGUACGCUAUGAUUAUGAUUUGUUGCAAGGUAUCCUUUAUUCUUGUGGUACACUACCAGCAGACAUGCUGAAUAAGGGACUAUAUACCAAGAAGUUCUUCAAAAAACACAGAGAUGUCUGGAGGCUCAAAACUCCAUCAGAAUACUCUGGCAACAUAGUGGGAGAUAAACUAAAGAAUCCUUUCAUAAAACUGGAAAAGAUAAAACAGUUAUACAUAACUGAAAAUGACUCUGAGCGUCAAGACCUGAAUGAGUUUCUGGACCUGCUGGAUAAAAUGCUUCAAACUGACCACAGAAAAAGGAUCACACCCACAGAGGCACUGCAGCACAAUUUCCUGACCAUGGAACACCUGGAUGAAGGCUGUGAUUACACAAAAAAGGCUUUCUUAACUAUGAAGUUCAGUACACCCAAUGAUGGCAAACCUGUAGACACAGAUUCAUGUGAUGGAGCACAAGUUACUGGUUUGGCAAGAAUCCCAACCUUCUUCUCUAGUGUAUUCACAACAAUUUUAAAGCCUUUAAGGAUGAUCCAAUAUUUCUGCAUCAGAAAUUUAUGCCGCUGCCCCAUUGAGGGCAGUGGGACCCGUCAGGCCACAUAUCCAUUUCACGGCACUUCAGGUAGGGAUCCCGAAAGAGACGGCUAUAUGGCCGGUAACCAUAGGGACACUGUAGACACAAGUCAAUCUGGCAGAGUCCCAAAUUCAUGUUUUAGAAGCAAUUUAUUCCCUGCUGACACCAGAGAUGGACUUGGGGAAAAACUUUGGAGAAACAUCAAAAAUUUCUCCUCUACCAUGUUCAGGAUGCUCUACAACCCUUUAAAGAAAAUCAGAAAUUACUUCUUGGCUGGUCUUUGA